Molecule: messenger RNA, 807 nt
Organism: Dreissena polymorpha
Lineage: Eukaryota; Metazoa; Mollusca; Bivalvia; Myida; Dreissenidae
Exons: 6
Coding region: 1-807 (268 amino acids)
Source: RefSeq, a predicted model, not a curated record
AUGCCGUUCGCUCGCUGCAGCAUGGCAUCACAUGUGACGUUUGCGACAAAUGGCAGCAUCGCACCUGCAAUACAGGCAUCCGAGGAUCCUGCUUUGCUUCCACGGUUCGACAUUUCGCACGAUUUCGGAUUGUCCGACGUGUCAGCGUCAGAAGACAUAGCGCUCACCCGAACGUCCGAGUUCGAGCCUUUUGAUUUGACAAGAGCCGAAGUGCAACCGCCCGUUGUAAUCGACGAACGUAAUCUUCCAGAGCCAGCUGUAUCCGACAGUGUACUAACUCAGCCCGAAACCAUAGAAUACACCGUUGUAGACGCAGGAACCAAAAGAGGCAAACCAAAGCUAGUAUCCUCCGAUGGGUAUUCAUUCACGUUUAAGAAACAGACAAAGAAGCAAGCUGUGUGGCGAUGCAGCGUGCGACGGAAAGCGUUCAUGUGUACCGCGUCGGUCACGCAAGAGGGUGACAUAUUUCAAGCGAAAGGGACGCACACUCACGCUGCUGACCCUUCGAUGCGGAAGAAAGUGGAAUUGAAACGUAAUUUGAAGACAGCGGCCGUGGCUGAUGUGUUCGCGGCCUCCCGUAUACUGGUUGAUGACCAUAUGAAAGUUUUCGAGGCCACAGAUUUUAACCUGCCCAAGCCGCAGACAUUUACGAGCAUCCUCAACCGUGCCCGAGAAAAGCAUCGGCCAACAGAUCCAUCAUCACUUGACUUAGAGGUGGACACAGACUUCAUCGGAGAUGGUUUUCUACGCGGUGAUGUGCGUGUAGACGGGAACGUCACCUCAUCUUCGCCAGCGACGAUCAGCUGA